Molecule: messenger RNA, 851 nt
Organism: Frieseomelitta varia
Lineage: Eukaryota; Metazoa; Arthropoda; Insecta; Hymenoptera; Apidae
Gene: RpL28
Product: 60S ribosomal protein L28
Exons: 10
Coding region: 99-515 (138 amino acids)
Biological process (GO): translation
Cellular component (GO): ribosome; cytosolic large ribosomal subunit
Molecular function (GO): structural constituent of ribosome
Source: RefSeq, a predicted model, not a curated record
UUCCAUAAUUUCCUAGAAUUUAUCUCGUCCAUUUUGUACGCCAUUUUGAAUGUUCUUUUCUGAUUCCUGUUCGUUAGUCGCACACGUGAUCAUUUACAAUGUCGUCCCAUUUGAAUUGGAUGAUUAUUCGCAAUAAUAAUGCAUUUCUUCUAAAGAAACGCAACAUUAAUAAGCCGUUUUCUACGGAAUCCAAUAAUUUGACUAAUUUGAGUAGUUAUCGUUACUCGGGCUUGAUUCAUAGGAAAAGUGUUGGUAUUGUUGAUACGCCUGACAAAAAAGGAUUUACUGUAGUGUAUAAAAAAGCUAAAGCUAUGAACAAGCCUGCAAAAGCUACAGUUAGAUGUACAAUGAAAGCUGGAGCUCGUCGUUCUUUGUACAAAUUGAAAAGAUUGCUUACAAAGAACAAAUAUCGUGUAAAUCUUACAAAGGUUGCACUACGUCGUGCUAGUGCUGUAUUACGUUCUCAAAAGCCUUUACCUGCUAAGAAGACCCGUACAACUAAGAAGGCUGAUUAAUUUGUGUACUAAUAAAUAUUUUAAUCUAAAUUUAUGGAUUUAUGGACAUACUAUAAAGAAGAUUUAUUAAUUUAUCAUUUUUAUUUAAGACUUAGUACAUGUACAUUGGAAAGUCAUUUUUAUAUAGAUUUAAAUACGAAUAUAAUUGGUCAUUUGCAAUAUUUCAACCCAGUUUAAAUAAUCAUUGGUCACUUUGCAGUAUUUGAAUUCAGUUUAAAUGUCAUUGGUCACUUUGCAGUAUUUGAAUUCAAUGGGAUCUAAAGACAAAGUUAAAUUAACAAGAAAGGUUAACGAUCGUGCAAGGACAACGGAUAUUUUUAGCUUGGUAUUGAAAAA